Fonsecaea erecta is the source of this 1170-nucleotide messenger RNA. RefSeq lists its product as hypothetical. The transcript is spliced from 3 exons. Lineage: Eukaryota; Fungi; Ascomycota; Eurotiomycetes; Chaetothyriales; Herpotrichiellaceae. Bases 1 to 1170 code for a protein of 389 amino acids. The record is from RefSeq and is a predicted model, not a curated record.
AUGCAGAACCUUCCUCACCGUCGCGGCGGCGAUGCUGGGGCUCAGGCCGCAUCAUCACAAGCCGCAUCAUCACAAACCGCACCAAAUGCACCAGCCGCAUCACAUUCACAAGUCGCUCCCGCAGGUAUCAAGCCCAUCAGAGCAGCAGGGGAAACUCUGUCCUCAGAAGCAUGUAGCAACAGCGCCCACACGCCUUCUGACGAUGCUCCCACCGCGUCGUUCAUUGUUCAGGACGUAGAGGCACGCCUUUUUGGACGGGUUCCCGGUUCAGAGUGGAACACAUAUCAAAUAACCCCUUCUGGGUGGGGUAUCCUCCGAAGACUUCUUGAAGACAGUGUCAAUGGCGGCAAAUUGCGGUGCGACUAUUUCUCCAAGACCCAAACCUUUGUUCAUCGAAUGCUUUCCCUUACCCACGAAAUAACCUGUGGCUCUUUCGCUGCGAUCCUCUUCAGAGAGCUCGGGACGAUAUGCCAGGGUACACCAGAAGAAAGGCGGUUCUUGCUCAGCGUUACAAGCCGUAGAUCUAGCACUUUGAAGGGCAAACAAGACUCGGAUUCCCAUGAACCAGAUGAUUUCUUCUCCUCUGUCGAUAAACUAUCUUACGGUUUUACUCUAGAGGUGGCAUAUUCGCGGAAGUCAAAACAGCUCGAGAAUCUAGCUCAAUUCUACCUUUUCGAAACCUCGCUACAGAUCCAAAAGGUUGUUGGCAUUUCUCUUGACUAUAAUCACUCCAAGAGAGUCACCUUGCACGUCUGGCAACGCGAAAAUGGUGAUAUAACCACCAGUAGCCGACUUCAGCACUAUUCUCAAGAAGUGCGAACUGAGACUGGCACGCGAGUCUCUGGCCCUCCUCUUCAAAUUUCUAUGUUCGACAUAGCACCACCGUCCUUGGUACCGUCCUCCCUCCAUGGCGUAUCUGUUCAGUUUCCGCUUGAUGAACUCUGGGAUAAAAUCGAGUCAGCAGAGCUCGAAACCGCGCGUCUGGAGAGCUUGGAUGGCCUGGACUGCAACGAUGGCGACUCUUCCGAAGAAGGUGAAAAUAAAGACAACGCAGGUACUGGGAGGGUUGAUGAAGAUUACGUUCCAAGCCGAGCCGGCGGUGAGAGCCCUAAGUCAGGUCGGUCCCCAAUUCGAACCCGUACUCGAACUGCCGGUGCGGCCAACAAAUAA